Molecule: messenger RNA, 4996 nt
Organism: Zeugodacus cucurbitae (melon fly)
Lineage: Eukaryota; Metazoa; Arthropoda; Insecta; Diptera; Tephritidae
Gene: Invadolysin
Product: leishmanolysin-like peptidase
Exons: 12
Coding region: 752-2884 (710 amino acids)
Biological process (GO): cell adhesion; proteolysis
Cellular component (GO): cytoplasm; membrane
Molecular function (GO): metalloendopeptidase activity
Source: RefSeq, a predicted model, not a curated record
CCAUCUUGACCAUUCAUUCGUUUUCUAUGGUUGAAGUUAAAAUGUUGUUUAGUUUACAUAUCUGUGAAUAACAUUGUAAUGUUUGCGUAUUUAUUAGUUUAGUUGAUGUAUUAUUUCGAGUUUGAGUGAUUUAUUUGGCUUAUCAAACCUUCAGAGAGCAUUACGAAAUCCGACAUAAAACAACACAGUUCAUUAAAUGAAACAAAUGGUUUUAAUGCGGCGAUUUAUACAAAUAUAGGACAUUAUAAUAAAAAGGCUAGUGCAAAGUGCAGUGUUUGAUAGCGUUUGCAGCAUACUCCUUUUAAAUAAACCGUAUAAACUGAAUUCGUAUUUCGCUUGAGCAAAGAACUUCAAUAUUUAACAACUUCCAAAAGCUAACAAUUAUUGGUGUAGCAACACUGAAGUUGAAUUGGAAAUAUGUAUAUUGAUGUCUUCAGCAGUUCCCAUUGUGGUGGGUCGCACCCAUUUUAGUAUCUAAAGUGCUUUUGUUUUAAUUUUGUAUUUUUAAGUGUCACGCAAAUUACAAAAUUACUGUGUUUUUUGUGUGAAAUUGUUAAUUUGGCUGUGCUUCGAAGUGAAGGUAAAAAAUCGAUUUGUAAUUCCUGCCCAAAAAGUGAUUGCCAAAAUAUCACCACCAUUCUUCGUGGUGUUUGUUAACAAGAAAAAAAAGCGCAUACUCCUUACGUACUCUAAUCCUGAAGCGGGUAAAUGAAUCUUUUGUGACAAAUAUACCAAUUAAAGUUUGUAAGAAAUGUGGCACUUAAUUAAUGAAGAAAGGUGCUACAAAAAUGUGAUUUUACCAAAGAAAAACAAAUUUUCAAUGGUUCCAACAGUUUAUUGUAAAUUACACUAUAUUAUUGGCUUACUAUUAUUGCCAAUGAUAACAUCUGCUCACAACUGUCAGCAUUUCCAUCCCAAAGCGGACGAGGUUGUCCAUGGCGUUCGCAUCGAGACGGCGGACUCGCUGCAUCCACAACAGAGCACACACAGCAUACACAAACGCAGCACCGUUACCGCUGACCAGCCACUGCGAAUUUUACUCUUCUACGAUGAAUCUGUUUUCAGAUUGGAUGAAGACAAGUUUGAGUUAAUCAACAACACAGUAUUACCAGAGGCAGUACAAUUUUGGGAGCAGGCGCUUAUGGUGCGCGAAACAAAGGGUGUCAUUAGGCUAAACAGAAAAUGCAAUAGCACACAAGUAUUUGUGAAAAAUGGUCUGACGCACUGCAUCGACAACUGCAAAAAGGUGACGAUGUGCGGCGAAGUUGAAGUUCCCAAAGAACAUUUAGAUGUAUGUCGCGUCUGCAAUGCCACCGGCCAAAAUUGCCGCAAUGAUGAGUCCACACAGGCGGGUGAGGGCAUUGAAAAUGCCGACUUUAUAUUCUAUGUGUCGGCACGUCAAACGGAACGCUGUCAUAAGGGUCUAACGGUUGCCUAUGCAGCACAUUGUCAACAGGAAGCACAUUUAGAUCGACCCAUUGCGGGUCAUGCCAAUUUGUGUCCGGAGAGUAUAAGUACAAAGCCACAAGAACUACAAACACUGCUAUCCACGGUGAAACAUGAGAUUCUGCACGCCCUUGGCUUUUCGGUCAGUCUUUAUGCAUUCUUCCGCGACGAUGAGGGACGACCACGAACGCCGCGUAAACCGGAUACAGGGAAACCCUACUUAAAUGAGAAAUUGCAAAUCCAUCAGUGGAGCAAUGAGACAAUACGUAAGGUGGUGCGCGAAAAUUGGGCGGUACGUGGCGGUCAUGUGCGCAAAGUUGUCGAUAUGAUGGUGACGCCACGCGUUGUGGCCGAAGUGCGUAAUCAUUUUGAUUGUCCACUACUGGAAGGUGCCGAAUUGGAAGAUCAAGGUGGUGAAGGCACAUCCUUAACGCAUUGGGAAAAGCGCAUUUUAGAGAAUGAGGCAAUGACGGGCACGCAUACACAAUCGCCAGUAUUUUCACGUAUAACGCUGGCGUUGAUGGAAGACUCCGGCUGGUAUCGUGCCAAUUACAGCAUGGCGGCACCCUUGUCUUGGGGUAAAGGUUUGGGUUGUAAUUUCGUUAUGCGCAGUUGCAAAGAGUGGAUACAAGCAAAUAACGGCAGUACGACUAACGAACGGGAUAAUUGGUUGCGAGGCCGUUCAAUUCACCCAUUCUGCUCGAAAGUAAAACAGGAUCCCUUGCAAACGGAAUGCACCGACGAUCGCAAUUCAGUGGCAUUGUGCAAUCUAAUACGACAUGAUUACGAGCUGCCAAAGAAAUAUCAGAAUUUCGACAGCAUAAAUCAUGUGAAGAGCGGUGAGGAAGGCUACUACGGCGGCUCAGUAUCAUUGGCUGAUCAUUGUCCCUAUAUACAGGAGUUCACAUGGCGCAGCAAAAACGUAAUUGUACGCGGUUCGCAUUGUCGCUUUGUCGAGAAUAAUCCAAAACCUGAAAAGAACUUUGCGCUGGAGAGCUAUGGCAUUGGUUCGAAGUGCUUCGAUCACAGUGACUUUAUGUGGGAGGAGCGCUCGUGUCAUCAAACACGCGAAUGGCAACACUGGGGCUCCGGUUGCUACAAAUACGAAUGCUCCGACGGGCGUCUACAUAUAUUAGUGGCAAAUUACACAUACACUUGCUUCUACCCGGGUCAAACGCUGUCGAUACGCAUCAAUGCGAACGAUUGGCUGCAUCGUGGCGCGAUCAUAUGUCCACCAUGCCAUGAAUUGUGUGGUGAAGCUUUCGCUGAAAGAGGCGAGGAGUGUCGCAUGCGUGAGGAAGCGCCACCGGCUAAUAAAUAUCCGCGUGAUACACUGACGUGUGCGGCGUGUGUGAGUGCGGCCUACUGCCGCACAUUAUUGCUUGUUGCCAUAAUUUCUGCAUUUAGUUGGCGUCGUACGCAUAUUUUUAUUGCUUAAUCAUUUUGAUUUUGCGGUUAAGACAAUUUUUUCCUUAUUCUUAUUUUUUUAUUUAGCCCUUCCGCAGUUAUAGCAUAUAAUAUAUGAAACGACAUGUCCUUAUUGUAUAAACUAUAAUGUAAAUAGUAACUAUAUAACUCAGCUAGAAUUAAGUAAAUGUGUUAUAAAGUGAUUUUAAGCAUGUUCAAAUGUAGUUAUAAGCUCAAAUUUAACAAAUUUCUAUUUUAGUUUCUCAUUAUUAAGUAUACUCAUUUAGUGUGAAAUAUUUGAAAGCCGAGUAUGCCAACUGUAUAUACUCGAAAAAAUUAGUUAAAAUUAUUUUCUAAAUUACAUAACAAAAAUUAUUAAUAAUAAUGCAUUUUCAUAAGCUAAAGACUGAGCUCACCAUAUUGGGUACUCAAACAUAAUAAUCGCCAGCAAUUGGCAUGCAGGCAUAAGACACGCAACUGAAUAACAUUUAUUUCAUUUGGCUUGAGUGCAACCACUACAACUGAGUUGUUGCUUAGAUUAAAUAAUUAUAUCGCAUGCGAUUUUGUGAAGUCUUUUAAAUGAUUUGUUUACUGUAUUUCACUUUUUGUAUUAUUAAAAUCGAUUUUUGUGAUAAAUUCUUUGCCGUCAGGGCAUUUCAGCUAUUUUAAAAAGUGAAUUUACACUUCAAUAUGAUUUUCAAUAUUAAAAUUAUAGCUUUGAUUUAAUAUUUUUAUAUCAUGCUACUUUAAAUAUAGAUUACGAUACGAGUAUUUGUUAAAGUAGUCAUUUAGUUUCUGGAAAGUGCUGUUGGAGUGAUAGCCUUAAACGGCGGGAGGUUUAACCAUAAACAUGUUUGGUUAUAUAUUUGUAUGUUUAAGCAGAUUGUAGCAACAUAUGUAUUAACUUCUAAUUCCGACAGAGUUGCUUGCGUUUGUAGAUUAAUAUAAAUGAGCAAAAUCGCUAUAAUGUUAUAUUGUUGUAAUAAAAAGGCUAUUAAGCGAUGUAUUUUGAAUGUAAAAAGGCAUAUUUUUAAUAUAAUUUAGUCAAUAAUUGCAUUUUAUGGCACCCGCAACUUGUCCUAUAACACUAUACGACAAAAUCGAUUUUUUUCUGGGUAUUGCACCAAACUAAUAUUUUCCAGAAGAUUGAGUGAUAAGUAAAAAAAAUAAUUAUAUUCUCCAAUUUUCGAAGUUAGUCUACAAAAUCGAAAAUUUUGAAGUUCGAAAAAAGAGCUUUUUAAAAAUAUAAAAGUUAUAAUUUAGCUUAUAUCUAUAUUUUGUAGAUUUUUUAAUAGUUAUGUAUAUCUUGUAAUUAAUAAUAUUUUUUAAAUGCCCUUUUUUCGAACUUCGAAUCUAAAUAUUUGGAUUUUGGAGGCUAACUUCGAAAAUCGGAUAAUACAAUACCCAGCUGAGUGUUGUACAGUUCAUAUAUAAAUGCAAGAUAAUUCAUGGUUGGAUCGAAUCGAUGAAUAGUAUAGACUUGUAAAUUCGAUUUCUUUACUAGUUGACUAAAGAGGGGGAAAUAGGUUUCCACGCACAGAAAAGAAGAUUAAUACUGAAAACUUAAAAUUCCAAAGCUGCUAAACAGAUAUGCUUUAUUUGCAUUUGACUAUAAUAUAUUGUUUUAUUGCUUUUUUAUUUCACUUAUACGUACAUAUAUAUAUGAGAAAAAUGUAUAUUCUUAGAAAUGAGUACUCGUACAUUGCUGCCUACAAGCAAUUUGUCUAACUACUAUAAACAUAUGCAGUGUAUAUUUAUAUAUAUAUAUAUAUAUAUAUAUAUGUACAUAUAUCACAGCAUUACUAAUUGCUACUCUACAUAUAAUUCAAAUUGUGAUUUAUAAUAUACAUAAAUUUUUAGGCGAAACAUUACUUUAACUAUAAUACUAAUAAUUGAAAGUCUUCUAGAAAUUGUAUACCAUACAUUCCCGUUAUAUAACGUUCCGUACUAGGACCUGCCCUACAUGUGACUACAUAUAUACAUAUAUUUAAUAAAACAAAAACUAUUGUUGUUUGUUUUUUGAGGCAACUUUAUAUGCUCAGUGUAAUUGUAUGUAUGCGUAAUGCAUUUUAAACGCCUAAAUGUAGGCUCAAUACUAUAGUAUGUAAUUUGUUGUUCGAAUGUGUGAAGCAACAUAUAUAAA